ACAAAGGCGACAAAAAUGACUAUUUGGUGCAACUUGUGUAAAUGUCACGUCAGUACUCCUUGCACUUCCCACCAUCUGCCCGCGGAUCACGGGAGCCCAGUCUGCAGGAGGUUCAGAUCCACCAAAGGGGCAUCCAAAGCUCGACGGGACCACAUCAAUCAUGAGAUCAAGAACAUGCGUGCUCUGCUGCCCAUCACCCUGGAGGACCAGGAGCGACUCUCGUACCUUCACUCCAUGGCCGUCAUCUGCACCUACAUCAGGAAGUCUGUUCUCUUCCAGGGGCUCCCAGCUGGAGAGCGAUCACACUGCUCUCUGCCACAUGAGGUCUUUCUUCAAGCCUUGCACGGCUUCAUCCUCGUCUCCACCGCACAGGGCAGGCUGGUGUAUGUGUCAGAAAAUGUAGCCGAGUAUCUCGGGGUUUCCAUGGUAGAUGUGCUGCAGGGAGACACGAUAUAUGAUAUGGUGGAACACUCUGAUGUCGACGUUGUUAAAUCAAACCUGGACAUUGAAAACAACUCAAUGUCAGAGCGGAGCUUUAUAUGUUGCAUGAAAACCUCCAAGACCUUUAAGUUGCAACAUGGCAGCUGUUCCUCUAUACUGGUCAGAGGAAGCUUCCAAUUCUUCCCUCAACCCUAUGCAUGCUCCCCUACCACUACAACCACCGAGCCACUGUUCGUGGCUCUCUGCACCCCAACAGUGAACUGCCUGUGGAGCACCGACUCUCACUUCUGUCACAGCUUCAACAGCACACAUGGACUGGAUAUGAGCUUUAUGAAGCUGUCAGAUAGUGUUUCUCCUUUGUUGGGGUAUUCAGCAGAGGAAAUGAUUGGUCGAUCAUGGUACAGCCUCGUCCAUCCUGAAGAUCUGUCGCUGAGUGCAGAUUCUCACAGAAGUUUGAUGCACUCGGAUGACGGCUUCCAGGUGGAAAUGGUGCUGAGACUCCAGCGCAUGGAUCUGUCGUGGUGCUGGAUCUAUAGUCGAGCCACCAAAGUCUCUGGGGAAUGCCAGACCAUCAGCUGCACCAACUUCAUCGUCAGUGAAACUGAGGCCAGAUUUCUUCAGAAGAAAAUCAGCAGCACGGCCUUCAAACCAGCAUUUCUGCCAAAUUCCUACCACUGUGCUCAACACCCUCAAAGCUCCAACAAUAAAAGGCAGAGGACAUCCAACAGCCAGAGUGAGGAGCCUGGUGCCAGAGAUACGAUGGAGUCUGAGCACGACACAGACUGUGUGGUGAGCGGCUCUUCCCCGAGCUCACCUGCCCUCCUGGGUGAUAGCCCUGCUGUCUUCAUCCCUCCAUACAGCCCCGCCUCCUCCAGCUCCUCUCUGCAGCAGGAGGAGCUCAGCCAUGACAUUCUGAUGGAUGUGCAUGCAUGCACAGAUCAGUGGCUGUGCUCCCCUGAGGCCUCUCCCUCCCAUUAUUCCUACCCAGAGACCAGGCUCACCUGUCACCAUUCACCCUCAGACUCCCUCCCUGCAGCCACUCAAACCUUUGACCAGCCAUCCUUUGGCACGCUCAGUGGCCACACUCCACCCACCUCAUCGCCAUCCUGUGAUUUCAGAGAUUAUACAUCUGAUGCUCGCUUAGUUCCAGACUGCCUCUCUGUGUCCGACAUGUGUGAGAGCCCAGCGGACUGUGCUCUGCAUCCAGAUGAUUUCGGCCUUCUGUUGCAGCCACAAGAGGGCAGCGUUGUCCAACUGCAUCAUGAUGCUCCUGACUUAUCCACACAUACCAGUGUUUUUAAUCCCAGCCAGUCUCCCACAUCCCUAGAGCCUAACCAGUAUAGCGAGAGUGAGCAGGUGGAGAUCAGUAUUCUGGCCCAGCAGAUCUCCUCGCUAGCCAGCAGGUUUGACCAGCAUCAUACUGUGAAUCCCUAUCAGCAUGUGGUCCAAACUACAGCCACCAACACGCUGCCCUCAGCCUGUGACUGGCCCCCUAAUUCUCCUCCCCCCUCAGUUUGUCUUCCCAAUCCUGCGCUGGUUCUUGAUGUUGCCAUGUUUGACAGCUUCAUGAAAGAUCUGAACAUGUUCACAAGAAAAAGCAGCACAUUGAGCGAUACCAGUUACCAGCAGGGCCUAGUGUGCAGCAGGAACGGGCACCAUCCCCAUCAGGAGCAGCAGGAGCACAUUGGCUUCAUUGCAGAGGAGCUGCUGGCUGCAGAGCACUUCACCGUGGGCAGCAUCGCCAUAGAUCCCAUCAGCAUGCAGCUGGGACGCCAUGAGCAAACCACUGGGUUGCUUCAACAUCAUCUCUACUAAACAGUCCACCCUAAUGAGAUGGCACAUGACAGUUGUUGGGUACAGAUGGUGCUGAGACUCCAGUUCAUGGAUCUGUCAUGGUGCCGGAUCUAUAGAGGAGACAAAGAGUGAGCGACAGAUCAGCUGCCUUGCAUGGCUUCACCCUCAUCACCAGCACACAGAGGCAGGCUGGUCUGUGCUUCAGAAAGUGUAGCUGAAUAUCUCGGGCUUUCCACGGUGUAUGUACUGCAAGGAGACACGUUAUGACAUGGUGGAAUGUUCCGAUACUGAGAUUGUUAAAUCAAACCUGGACAUUGAAAGCAACAUAUGAUCAGAGUGGAGCUUUAUAUGUUGCAUGAAAACCUCCAAGACCUUUAAGUUGCAACAUGGUAGCUGCUCCUCUAUACUGGUCAGCGUUGAGGGAAGAUCUGGGAGCUUCCUCUGUGUGCCCUCCCUUACCACCACCACUGAGCCACUGUUUGUCACUGUCUGCACCCCAGCAGUGAACUGCCUGAGGAGCACGGACUCUCAUGGACUGGAUAUGAGCUUUAUGAAGCUGUCAGAUAGUGUUUCUCCUUUGUUGGGGUAUUCGGCAGAGGAAAUGAUUGGUCGAUCAUGGUACAGCCUCGUCCAUCCUGAAGAUCUGUCGCUGAGUGCAGAUUCUCACAGAAGUUUGAUGCACUCGGAUGACGGCUUCCAGGUGGAAAUAGUGCUGAGACUCCAGCGCAUGGAUCUGUCGUGGUGCUGGAUCUAUAGUCGAGCCACCAAAGUCUCUGGGGAAUGCCAGACCAUCAGCUGCACCAACUUCAUCGUCAGUGAAACUGAGGCCAGAUUUCUUCAGAAGAAAAUCAGCAGCACGGCCUUCAAACCAGCAUUUCUGCCAAAUUCUUACCACUGUGCUCAACACCCUCAAAGCUCCAGCAAUAAAAGGCAGAGGACAUCCAACAGCCAGAGUGAGGAGCCUGGUGCCAGAGAUACGAUGGAGUCUGAGCACGACACAGACUGUGUGGUGAGCGGUUCUUCCCCGAGCUCACCUGCCCUCCUGGGUGAUAGCCCUGCUGUCUUCAUCCCUCCAUACAGCCCUGCCUCCUCCAGCUCCUCUCUGCAGCAGGAGGAGCUCAGCCAUGACAUUCUGAUGGAUGUGCAUGUAUGCACAGAUCAGCAGCUGUGCACCCCUGAGGCCUCUCCCUCCCAUUAUUCCUACCCAGACACAGAGCUCCCUGCAGACACUCAAACCUUUGGCAUGCUCAGUGGCCACUCUCCAUUUAUCUCCUAAUCUCAGACUAAUUAUUUCAGAGCGUGUACAUUCUCAAUUCUGAUGCUCGCCUUGUUCCAGACUGCUUAUUUGUAUCCGACACGUGUUAGAGCCCAGUGGACAAUUUUGACCUUCAGGUUAAGCCACAAGGAAGCAGCGUUGUCCAACUGCAUUGUGAGUCAUACAUACCAGUCUCUUUAAUCCCAACCAGUCUCUCACAUCCAUAGAGCCUGACAGCAGAGAAACCAGUAUUCUGGCUUAGCAGCAGGGUUUAGUGUGCAAGAUGUAUGGGCACCAUCCCCAUCAGGAGCAGCAGGAGCACACUGGCUUCAUUGCAGAGGAGCUGCUGGCUGCAGAGCACUUCACCGUGGACAGCAUCUCCAUAGAUCCCAUCAGUAUGACGCUGGGACACCAUGAUCAAACCACUGGGUUGCAUCAACUCAAUUCACCAGCUAUAUGCAAAGCAGCAUUCAGCAAGGUGAAGCUUGCUGAAGAAAACCCGUCCUGAAAUAAGUCUGAGACUUAACUGGACGACCACUUGUAUGACAUAUUGUCAUAAACCUCCACUGGAUUUAAAGAAGAGUAUCCACCAAAGGGGCAUCCAAAGCUCGACGGGACCACAUCAAUCAUGAGAUCAAGAACAUGCGUGCUCUGCUGCCCAUCACCCUGGAGGACCAGGAGCGACUCUCGUACCUUCACUCCAUGGCCGUCAUCUGCACCUACAUCAGGAAGUCUGUCCGGGGGCUCCCAGCUGGAGAGCGAUCACACUGCUCUCUGCCACAUGAGGUCUUUCUUCAAGCCUUGCACGGCUUCAUCCUCGUCUCCACCGCACAGGGCAGGCUGGUGUAUGUGUCAGAAAAUGUAGCCGAGUAUCUCGGGGUUUCCAUGCUAGAUGUGCUGCAGGGAGAUACAGUAUAAGACAUGGACUCCAGUGCAUGGAUCUGUCAUGGUGCUGGAUCUAUAGUUCAGCCAUAUGGAGAGUGCCAGCCCAUCAGCAGGAGCAGGUCAGCCAUGACAUUCUGAUGGAUGUGCAUGCAUGCACAGAUUAGGGGCUGUGCUCUACUCUCUGCUCAGAGACCGGGCUCGCCUGUCACCAUUCACCAUCAGACUCCCUCCCUGCAGCCACUCAAACCUUUGACCAGCCAUCCUUUGGCACGCUCAGUGGCCACACUCCACCCACUUCAUCCUCGCCAUCCUGUGAUUUCAGAGAUUAUGCAUCUGAUGCUCGCUUAGUUCCAGACUCUUUCUGUGUCUGACAUGUGUGAGACCCCAGCGGACUGUGCUCUGCAUCCAGAUGAUUUCGGCCUUCUGUUGCAGCCACUUUGAGGCAGCUUUGUCCAACUGCAUCAUGAUGCUCCUGACUUAUCCACACAUACCAGUCUUCUACAGCCAUGCUGUUGGCAUGUUAGACAGCUUCAUGAAAGAUCUAAACAUGUUCACAAGGAAAAGCAGCAUAUUGAGCAAUACUAGCUACCAUCUACCAGCAGUGUAUAACAGGAAUGGGGCCCAUCUCCAUCAGAAGCUGCUGGCUGCAGAGCACUUCACUGUGGACAGCAUCACCAUAGAUCCCAUCAGUAUGACGCUGGGACACCAUGAUCAAACCACUGGGUUGCAUCAACUCAAUUCAACAGCUAUAUGCAAAGCAUCAUUCAGCAAGGUGAAGCUUGCUGAAGAAAACCCGUCCUGAAAUAAGUCUGAGACUUAACUGGACGACCACUUGUAUGACAUAUUGUCAUAAACCUCCACUGGAUUUAAAGAAGAGUGUGAGUAAAGACAACUAAAGGACAUCUUCUCAGAUGUUAUUUUUAUAAGAAACUUAUUCCUGAAUGUAGAGCUAAAGCUCAUGUAGAUUUUGUUUUCCUUGGGCUUCACUCAAAGUAUUGACAGGUGUCACAAUCCUGUAGGUAGCAAACUGAAAUGUCAUAUGUGCCACCAGCUACAGGCUGAGACAUCCGUCAUCUUCUAUUCUUCUGAUACAUCAAGAAAAAAAAAAAUCAGUAAAAGACAUUUCAAGGAAACCUUCGCUAAAAUGUCGUGUCUGCAAGCAACUUAUGUGGGUUUUAUACUGUCUCCAACACUAUGGAUAAAACCUGCUGUCAGCUGAGUUUUGUUUUGCUAAAGUCUUUUUUUUUUCCAUGAAAAUGUACUUGGAAAAAAAUAAAAUAAAAGUAUGUGAGAUCAUUCACCCCGCUUUAUCGCCAUAGUUCUUAACACAAGUAGUUUUUUUUUUUCUUUGUAUGCCAUUAAAACUUUCAUACUGUCAUAGUUAAAGAUGUUAGAGAAGAUGAAGCUACCUCAGCGGUACAGCUAAAUCCAUUCAAAGUCUGAAUUUUGUGCCUUAAAUUGUGUUAAUCCCUGCAUAUUCAGAACUCUGAGUCAUUCCUGCGUUUUGCUUCAGAAAUAUUUGAAAUGUAAAUAAAUCUAAAGAAAAUCA
Molecule: messenger RNA, 5924 nt
Organism: Oreochromis aureus
Lineage: Eukaryota; Metazoa; Chordata; Actinopteri; Cichliformes; Cichlidae
Gene: npas4l
Product: neuronal PAS domain protein 4 like
Exons: 18
Coding region: 16-2256 (746 amino acids)
Biological process (GO): regulation of transcription by RNA polymerase II
Molecular function (GO): protein dimerization activity; DNA-binding transcription factor activity, RNA polymerase II-specific; RNA polymerase II transcription regulatory region sequence-specific DNA binding
Source: RefSeq, a predicted model, not a curated record